UAAAUAAAAAGAGAGUGAGAGAGAAGGAGAAGACAAAAGAAGAGAAGAGAAAAGAAGGCAUUUUGCAGCUUUCGGCGCUGUUUCGUACUCUCUCUUCUCUUCUUCCCUUUCCCUCCUUCCAAAUUUUAGCUGCCCCCCUAUUCUUAAACACCACACAACUCUCAACAAUACAUAACAAUAUUAUUAUUACCAAUACUCAACUAAAUAUUAUAUCCGUUUUGUUUACACAUACAUAUUUGUAUUUGUAUUAAAAUACUUACUUGUUAAAGAAAGAAAGAACAAAAGGAAAUUGCUUUGCUUUCCUUUUAGUUUCUUCACUCUCACUGAAUCCACCAAAUCUAGCGCCAUUUCUCCACAGCUCAGAUUUUUGAUUGGGUCAACUUGGACAGAUAAUGAGUGAAUACAUAUCAUUAGGGAAUUGAAGAAGACUAGAAGACUCAUUUGACUUCUGGCCAAGCUUGAUUGGUGCAUCUUCUAUGCUGUCUAUUGUAGUUGAAACUAUGGGCUUACUCUGCAGCAGAAACCGUCAUUACAAUGGAGCAGAUACUGAAGAGAAUGCACAUGAUGCAGAAAUCGGAAGGAGAAUUGAGCAAGAAGCAAAAGCUGAAAAGCAUAUCCAGAAACUUCUAUUACUUGGUGCUGGAGAGUCUGGGAAGUCCACAAUUUUUAAGCAGAUAAAGCUUUUAUUUCAAACUGGCUUUGAUGAGGCAGAGCUAAGGAGCUACAUUUCAGUCAUCCAUGCCAAUGUGUAUCAGACUAUAAAAAUAUUGCAUGAUGGAUCAAAGGAGUUGGCUCAGAGUGACACAGAUUCCUCGAAGUACGUUUUAUCAAGUGAAAAUAAGGAUAUUGGAGAGAAACUAUCAGAAAUCGGUGGUAGAUUGGAUUAUCCAUGUCUCAAUAAAGAGCUUGCACAGGACAUUGAGACUCUAUGGAAAGAUGCUGCAAUUCAGUUGGGGAUAGGGAGAUUUCAACCCUGGAUGCCUCCAUGGGAAACAUCAGGAAGUGAAACAUAUACUCGUGGUAAUGAACUCCAAGUUCCAGAUUGUGCUAAUUAUUUCAUGGAAAAUUUACAAAGAUUGGCUGAUCCGAAUUAUGUUCCAACAAAGGAAGAUGUUCUCUAUGCAAGAGUUCGUACAACUGGAGUUGUAGAGAUCCAGUUCAGCCCUGUUGGAGAAAAUAAGAAAAGCGGAGAAGUAUAUAGACUCUUCGAUGUUGGAGGACAGAGAAAUGAAAGGAGGAAAUGGAUCCAUCUCUUUGAAGGUGUCACAGCUGUUAUCUUUUGUGUUGCCAUUAGCGAGUAUGACCAAACACUCUUUGAGGAUGAAAACAAGAACAGAAUGAUGGAGACUAAGGAACUCUUUGACUGGGUUCUGAAGCAACCUUGCUUCGAGAAAACAUCCUUCAUGCUGUUUCUUAACAAGUUUGAUAUCUUUGAGAAGAAGGUUCUAAAAGUGCCACUAAAUGUAUGUGAAUGGUUCAAGGAUUACCAGCCAGUUUCAACGGGAAAACAAGAGAUUGAGCAUGCAUAUGAGUUUGUGAAGAAAAAAUUUGAGGAGUUGUAUUUUCAGAGUACUGCAACUGAUCGUGUAGACCGGGGCUUUAAGAUCUAUAGAACCACUGCCCUUGAUCAGAAGCUUGUGAAGAAGACUUUCAAGCUUGUAGAUGAGACUCUGAGACGGAGGAAUCUCCUUGAGGCUGGCUUAUUGUGACUGCAGACGAAGUUUUUAGGGAAAAUAUGUUUGUUGAUGAAGAACAUCAGAUUUUGAGCUUUAAAGUCCAGUGUAGUAUAUAUCAACUUGAUUUGUUGAUAUUACCAUUUAUUUCCAAUUAAAUUCUCUUCAAUUUAUGGACACCAAAAAGGUUUAAAAU
Molecule: messenger RNA, 1869 nt
Organism: Quercus robur (English oak)
Lineage: Eukaryota; Viridiplantae; Streptophyta; Magnoliopsida; Fagales; Fagaceae
Product: guanine nucleotide-binding protein alpha-1 subunit
Exons: 15
Coding region: 477-1709 (410 amino acids)
Biological process (GO): adenylate cyclase-modulating G protein-coupled receptor signaling pathway
Cellular component (GO): heterotrimeric G-protein complex
Molecular function (GO): guanyl nucleotide binding; G protein-coupled receptor binding; GTPase activity
Source: RefSeq, a predicted model, not a curated record